Molecule: messenger RNA, 909 nt
Organism: Anthonomus grandis grandis
Lineage: Eukaryota; Metazoa; Arthropoda; Insecta; Coleoptera; Curculionidae
Gene: MBD-like
Product: methyl-CpG-binding domain protein 2
Exons: 3
Coding region: 178-837 (219 amino acids)
Source: RefSeq, a predicted model, not a curated record
GCGGCACGCGCACACACACUCUCUUUCUUUAUCCCACUUAAUAUCAUUAUCGAUUAAACAACAAGGAGAGAUACAAUCGGGAUUCCUCCUCAACAAAGAAACUUGACAAGUUUUAAAAUCUAACCUUACAAUUAGGUUUGUAAACAUAAACAUUAAAUUACUAAUAAUAAUACGAAAAUGAGCGGAAUUCCAAUGGGUUUAACCAUCGAGAAAACGAAAUACGAGUGCGCCCAAAUGCCCAAAAGGUAUCAAAGGGAAGAAGGAGCCCCACGCAAGACGGUCAUUGGGAUGCAAGUGAAUGUGGUGGCCCCAGUAACCGUAGUCGGAGGUAAUAAGGUCGAUUUGUAUUAUAUGAACCGCAGGAGCGACACGUCCCUUGUGCCCCCUAUAAGGCAGACCGCCUCUAUUUUUAAACAACCAGUUACGAUCUAUAAGACGCAGGAGAGCAAAGUGAAAUCUGACAAAAACGGCGGAAACCUGGAAAAACCGAAACAGCUCUUUUGGGAAAAACGACUGGAGGGACUGAGGGCUUGCGACAUCGACGGCGUGGAAUUCGAAGCCAUGCAACUGCCGAAGGGUUUAAAACCGGUCGGACCCAACGUUACCGAAGAGACCAUUAUACAGAGCGUCGCGACGGCCCUGCAUGUUUCUGCUAGUUCUGUCACCGGACAAACGGGAACGAAAACGUCUCUGGAAAAGAACCCGGGGGUUUUUUUGGACCCUAAACAGCCCCUGGUGCAGGCCGUAAACGUUUCGGAUGAGGACAUAAAAAGGCAGGAGGACAGGGUCUCUGUGGUCAGGCAAAAACUGCAGGAGGCAUUAAAAGAGACUUAUUAAUUUCACUCUUAGUGAUGUUUUUGUAUUUUAUAAGUAUAAUAUUAUUUAUUAAUAAAAUCAUUAAUCGUCAAA